This is a messenger RNA of Erythranthe guttata (spotted monkey flower), 1268 nucleotides long. RefSeq names its product putative oxidoreductase At4g09670. NCBI's taxonomy places the organism in Eukaryota, Viridiplantae, Streptophyta, Magnoliopsida, Lamiales, Phrymaceae. The record is from RefSeq and is a predicted model, not a curated record. Gene Ontology annotation, molecular function: nucleotide binding.
AAACUACCAACAACAAGAAAAAGACUUAAGAAAAUGGCCGAAAACGAAAACCCAAUUCGUUUUGGAAUCAUGGGGUGCGCCGAGAUCGCUAGAAAAGUCUCUCGAGCGAUCCACAUAUCCCCCAACGCCGCCGUAGUCGCCGUCGCCAGCCGCUCCGCCGACAAGGCCAAACAAUUCGCCGUGCAGAAUAAAUUGUCGCCGAACGUGAAUCUUUAUGGAAGCUACAAGGAAUUGCUGGACGACCCACUUGUCGAUGCGGUGUACAUGCCAUUGCCGACCAGUCUGCACGUGAAAUGGGCGGUGAUGGCAGCUCAAAAGGGCAAGCAUUUGCUGCUGGAGAAACCCACCGCCGUUGACGUCAAGGUGUUCGAUGAAAUGCUUGACUCGUGCGAGGCUAAUGGGGUGCAGUUCAUGGAUGCCAGCAUGUGGUACCAUCACCCCAGGACUGGAAAGAUGAAGGAAUUGUUGUCGGAUCCCGAGCUUUUCGGACGCGUUCGAGCCAUCCACAGUUCUUCAUCGUACUACGGAGGACCACAAUUUCUCGAGAACAAUAUUCGAGUAAAACCAGAGCUCGAUUCUUUAGGUGCACUAGGCGACGCAGGGUGGUACUGCAUAGGCGCAAUAAUGUGGACUAUGAACCAAAAACUCCCGACAACCGUAACCGCUAUCCCCACUACCGUACUCAACUCGUCGGGGGUCAUACUAACAUGCACCGCUUCUCUACAUUGGACGGCCGAAGAAGAAGAAGAACAAACUGUCGCGACGUUCUACUGUUCGUUCAUCGCUCACGAGACCAUGGGUUUAUCGGUAUGCGGUUCGAAAGGGACUCUCUUUGUCGAAGAUUUCAUUAUCCCGUUUGAAGAGAGUUGUGCCGGUUUUCGUUUUAGUUCGGGUGCUAAGUUUGUCGAUAUGCACGUCGGUUGGAAUUCGAAGCCUCGAGAAAUCGAAGUGGCGAAUGAGUUUCCGCAAGAGGCUAUGAUGAUUGGGGAGUUUUCGAGGCUUGUGAAAGGGGUUAGAGAUCGAGGGCUUCGACCGGAUUCUACGUGGGCCCGGACUAGUAGGGUUACUCAGGUGGUGAUGGAUGCUGUGAAGAGUUCGAUCGAUGGUGGUUAUAAAGCUGUUUAUCUGUAAGUACUUAUUUGCUUAUAACUUUUGUUUUCGACUUUUCGUUAGCAAAGUGAUUAAAGACGGUGGUUAAUCAUAACGAGGCCUGAAAUUGUACGAUUUCGAAUCGGAUCCGACUAAAAGUGUGUGAAUUUAUGUAGCUA